CCCGGCCCCGGCCCCGGCCCCCGCCCGCAUGGGCCCCGACCCGCUCCUGGCGCUGCUGGUCGCCGUCCUGCUGGCGCGCUUCCUCCUCUGGUCCUGCCUCGGCACCUACAUUGAGUAUAAACUGGGCCGGAGGCAGCCCCGCAAGCCCAAGGAGGACUAGGGCCCCUCCCCGUCGGGAGGGCCGGGCCGGGCUGAGGCCGAAGGUGCGCGGGCCGCGGGGCGGG
Molecule: messenger RNA, 224 nt
Organism: Canis lupus familiaris (dog)
Lineage: Eukaryota; Metazoa; Chordata; Mammalia; Carnivora; Canidae
Gene: SMIM38
Product: small integral membrane protein 38
Exons: 1
Coding region: 29-160 (43 amino acids)
Source: RefSeq, a predicted model, not a curated record